Messenger RNA from Panonychus citri (citrus red mite), 1048 nucleotides. Its product is annotated as enolase-phosphatase E1-like. The record is from RefSeq and is a predicted model, not a curated record. The transcript is spliced from 2 exons. Gene Ontology annotation, molecular function: magnesium ion binding; acireductone synthase activity. Lineage: Eukaryota; Metazoa; Arthropoda; Arachnida; Trombidiformes; Tetranychidae. The coding region runs from base 103 to 870 and encodes 255 amino acids.
AAAUGUUUUUGAAAUUUUUUCAAUCAUUUGAUUUGAUUGUUGUUAUUUUUUACUCCUCUUAAUUGUUACCGUUUUUUAUUCAUUUAUUUAUAUUUGUUUACGAUGAUUAAGGUUACUGGAAAUCGUGUAUUCCUGUUGGACAUUGAAGGGACCACAACAUCACUUUCCUUUGUCAAAGAUAUUUUAUUUCCAUACGCUGAGGACAAUUUGGAGUCUCAUGUUAUUAGUAAUUGGACCAGUGAGCAAUUACGAGAGGACAUUGAGUUAAUUAGACAACAAUCAGUUGAUGAUUUUAAUGAUGGAUUAAUUGGUAAACCUUUAACUGGAAGUGUGGAUGAUAAGGAGCCGAGGUUGUUCAGAAGAGAAUUGGUUAAUUAUGUCAGAGGUUUAAUCUCUGCUGAUAGGAAGUGUACUGCUCUCAAACAAUUGCAAGGGCACAUUUGGAAAAAUGGAUUUGAAUCUGGAACAAUUAAAGGACAUGUUUUUGAUGAUGUUCCUAAAGCUUUGGAAUCGUGGAAAAAUGAUCAUCAAUGUGAUAUUUACAUCUACUCAUCUGGUAGCAUAGAAGCGCAAAAAUUACACUUUGGCCAUUCGGUUCAUGGUAAUUUGCUGCCGCUCAUUUCUGGUCAUUUUGAUACAACUACUGGACCAAAACAAGAAAGUUCCAGUUACACCAAGAUUGCAAAUGUGAUAAAUCGUCAGCCUGAUGAUUUCUUGUUUCUAACUGAUGUCCCCAAAGAAGCUGUCGCAGCUCAAGCCGCUGGAUUUACUUCAAUUAUUGUUUAUCGACCAGGAAAUGUUGAGGUUGAUUCAGAUACUACUUUAAGAUUCCCCUCAAUUGAAUCAUUCGAUGAGAUCAAAUUUGUAUAAUCAAAUUGUGUGUGCGUGUGAUAUAAAUUGUAAAUACAACAACAUUCAGUGUAAAAGUGGAAACAAUCAAAUCGUAUCAGAUGAAACUUGAUUAUUUGUUAAAUCACCAAUUCAAUUAAAAAAGUAAACAAUAUCUAUCAUAUUUAUCAUAACACUGGUUUGAUAGAUUUUCAAUUAA